This is a messenger RNA of Exophiala mesophila, 786 nucleotides long. RefSeq lists its product as uncharacterized. The coding region runs from base 1 to 786 and encodes 261 amino acids. The transcript has a single exon. The record is from RefSeq and is a predicted model, not a curated record. Lineage: Eukaryota; Fungi; Ascomycota; Eurotiomycetes; Chaetothyriales; Herpotrichiellaceae.
AUGAAGUUCACUCUGCUCCUUACAUGUCUGUCCAUCAGCGGCACAUUUGCAAUCCCUUUGAACAAGGAAGCCAAACCUGAAAAAGCCUCCCACAACCUCAAACUCCCUCAUCAAGCUGCAGACCAUGCUGCUGCUCCACCCGUCGACAACACUCUGGGUGGUGUACACCUCAACCACAAUCACCCUGGCAGCCCAAGCUUCCAGGAAGCCAAAUCUGAGGAACCCUUCCACCACCUCAAACUCCCUCGUCAACCAGUAGACAAUACUGCUUCUCCACCCGUCGACAAUAGUCUUGGUGGUGUACACCUCAACCACGAUCACCACGAUCACCUCGGCAGCCCAAGCUUCCAGGAAGCCAAACCUGAGGAACCCUUCCACCACCUCAAACUCCCUCGUCAACCAGUAGACAAUACUGCUUCUCCACCCGUCGACAGUACUCUCGGUGGUGUUCACCUCAACCAUAAUCACCUGGGCAGCCGCAGCCCAAGCUUCCAUAAGGCAGUCGGCACCUUUCUUCACAACCAUGAGGGCCAGCCCAACGUCACCGCUGAACUCAAACACAAAUUCUUCAAGGCCAUGGAUUCCUUUAUCUCCAAACAUGGCCACAAUCGCACCAACCUGGAGGAAAACAUUCGCAAUAUGAAGCUUCAUCACAACACAACAUCGUUUCUUUAUCACGGCGGGGCAAAUAUGUCCCAUCUAGCAGCCGUGAUGGCUGAGUGGGCACACCUUAACCCCAACAAUCAUGGGGAGGAUUCCAAACACGAUGCAGCCCAUGAUGCUUGA